CAGAGCCUCGGGUGCGGCCGCGUGCUGCAUAUCAGCACGAGCUCCUCGUGAGGUUUCGUGCUCGUAUUAGAGUUUCUCCUUUUAUCGAGGACACGCCGCCCGGUCACCGGCAUUUUCAGGUCACGUUAGUUUUAACCGGGCGACACGGGAAACGACACAGGGCGAUGCAGCAUCAACAAGUAUUGCGUUCCUACUGUUUGUAGGGAGCCGCCGUUCAGGCCAACUUCAACGGCGGAGUUUACACGCUUUUUUUUUCGGGAGAACAUCACACUUUGCUGGAUGUUUUAAUUGUGAUAGGCUAGAUGCAACCGGCUAAUUUUACACAACUAUGCAACGGAUCACGAAAAAAAAAUAAGUUGCUCGAUUUGUGUAUCCGAGGAUAACGGGGACCGUGUUUUGGUGAUCAAAUCUCAGGUUCCGGUUUGAUUUCGGAUACACUGUUGCAGUGAGGAGAAGCUUGUGUGUUUAUCACAUAGCAGCGGAGUUGGUGUGCAGCUGUCCCGGGCGCGGAGAGAUGUCAGUCCGCAGCUCGCGACGGUCACUGAGAACCGUAACUACGGUUUUGAUCCUGCUGUUUGUCAUCAAUGCUGGAACAGCUGCUGAGGAUGAGGAUUUCAGCGCAGAGUCCUGGCUGAGGAUGUAUGGCUACUUGUCCCAGGCGAGUAGACAGAUGUCCACUAUGCAGUCAUCUCAGAUGCUUUCUAGUGCCGUUAAAGAUAUGCAGCGCUUUUAUGGCCUGGAGGUUACUGGACAAAUGGACACGGCCACUAUGAAAGCUAUGAAAAGACCUCGCUGUGGAGUGCCUGAUCGUUUUGAGGAGUUAACCGAAGGAGCAUCACGACGCAAACGUUACGCCCUUACCGGCCACAAGUGGGAUGAGGAAAAGCUCACCUACAGUAUUCAGAACCACUCACCAAAGGUUGGCCGGGAGCAGACGUACGAGGCUAUUCGCAGAGCCUUUCAGGUUUGGCAGAAGGUUACGCCUCUGCGGUUUGAGGAGGUCCCGUACCACGAGAUAAAAAAUGGAAGCGAAGGACCUGACAUAAUAAUACUGUUUGCAUCUGGAUAUCAUGGGGAUAUGUCGCUCUUCGAUGGGGAAGGAGGUUCUCUAGCACAUGCUUUUUUCCCUGGUCCUGGCAUGGGAGGCGACACACAUUUCGACACAGACGAACCAUGGACCCUAAACCAACCGGACGGCUCUGGAGUUGACUUGUUUCUGGUCGCCGUUCAUGAGCUGGGUCAUGCGUUGGGGUUGGAGCACUCCGGUGACCCUUCGGCCAUCAUGGCGCCGUUUUACCAAUGGAUGGACACCAAUCACUUCUCAUUGGCUGAGGAUGACAUCAAUGGCAUUCACCAGAUCUACGGACCUCCAGAGAUUGUAACCACUCAAGCAAUGACCACCACAACCCUUCUUACAACCACUGCUGAACCCACCACCACGGUGGCCCAUCCAAGAACAUCCAGACCCUCAAUGCGCCCCACCAAACCAUGGGUCCCUCCGGUCAACCCCACCAGGAGGACUUACAGACCCCAGCCGACAGCACGAUCAGAUCAGGAUGCACCUGACAUCUGCGAGGGGGACUUUGACACGGUCACCAUGCUACGAGGGGAGAUGUUUGUCUUUAAGGGUCGUUGGUUCUGGAGGGUUAGGAGGAACCGUGUUCUGGAUAAUUACCCGAUGCCUAUCUCCUUCUUUUGGACGGGGCUUCCUGAGGACAUAGAUGCUGCAUACGAACGACACGAUGGGAAAUUUGUCUUCUUUAAAGGAAAUAAAUACUGGCUUUUCAGAGAGGCAGACGUGGAGCCUGGAUACCCCCAGGACUUGUUUCGUUACGGUCAGGGAAUGCCCGACAGAGUGGACGCGGCUGUGUGGUGGGAACCAUCUGGCUAUACAUACUACUUCAGUGGAGACAGAUAUUGGCGGUUUAGUGAAGAAUCCCGUGCCAUGGAUAAAGACUACCCCAAACCAGUGAGUGUGUGGGGGGCCGUUCCUGGCUCGCCGAAAGGGGUGUUUCUCAGCGAUGAUGGAGUGUUCACUUACUUCUACAAAGACACCAAAUAUUGGAGAUUCGAUAACAGGCGAAUGAAAGUAGACUCUGGAUAUCCCAGGUCGAUCCUGAACGAUUUCAUGGGCUGCCGAGUGCACUUUGAAGCAGAACCAGAAGUAAAACCCGACAACAGGCAGCCAGACACCACAAACAAAGAUCAAGACUCUGACGACUACAAAAGCGAUGACGACCAGGAUGACGCUGAUAACAAAAAUGACGACGAGAAAGAGGAGGUAGACGUUGUUCUGAGGGUGAAUAACACCGACGAGCACAUCAUGACGCUCAUCUUGGUGACUGUGCCUUUGGUGCUGGUCCUGUGCAUUCUGGGAGUUAUCUAUGUCAUCAUCACCACGCUUCAGAAAAAAGACACACCGAAAGCGUUAGUGCACUGCAAAAGAUCCCUGCAGCAAUGGGUCUGAUUUUCGAUGACACGCGUUAGGUCUUUGAAACAUAGUGUGCGUUGUCAAUGUGAGUUUGAAGAAACGUACUUCAGAGAUUCAUUCAGCCAAAAAUGACGCCACUUGUUAGGUCGAUUUCAGUUAGGAUCUAAACUAGCUGACUAAAAGAGAGACGCCUACGUAGGUAGUAAGCAGCUAGGCAGCUCACUAGUCUUGGCAACAGAGCCACGUUCACUGCCUUAUAUUAUGCACAUAUGAUUUUUAAGAGAUGUCUUGUCGUUUAUGGUGCUCAAACCCAAAACUUUAUCGUUUAACUAAAUUUGCACUUUUGAUAGCAUUACGAUUUUUUUAAGUGGUCACGUUGUGGUUCUUCUGUGUUGUGUGUGGUUUGUGUGUUUUCCUCUUGAGCUCAGAUGUUUUUCACUGUGGGAAGCUUUGGAUGUAUUCGAAAAAAGCAUAAGUCAGCGAAUUUCUUUCGUAUCCUCUCUAUUUCCGAUGUCGAGGACGUGCAGACAGCAGAGGGUUAAAAGAAAAGCGAGGCUUAAUAGAUCGUCUCGCACACAUUGGAGAGGGUUUAUACGGUCUCUUCCCUGUGGAGCCCGGCCUGGCUUGCAUUACACAGAUGUUGCUGAUUUUCGACUUUAUGUUGAGAAGAAAUAAGAUGGGGGAUGGGGGCUUGAGCCAGCCAGCAUUUCCUCUGCUUGAGUUCCAUUGAGCGUGCCAAAGCAAAGGAGAAGGGGGGAUAAAUCGGAGGCAUGGCUUUACUGUCAUCGUGACCUACAUUAGUCUUUCUCCAAUACCCCCCCCAAGACAAGUUUCUCUUCCUAGGGGACUUUACUUUGUUUCACAAACUUUAAACAGCAGUCUCCCCCAACUCUAAAGUCUUUGUUUAUGAGAAACAUUCCUGACUUUGGGAUUCUGUCCAUCAGUGCCUUUCAAGGGUGCCUCCAUUGUGCCACUAAACGGUGUUGAAAAUGUACUGCUUUGUUUUCACCUCUAUGAGCCCAAGGCUUUUCCUAGCACUCAAACAAACUUUGUGCAGUUUCAGCAAAAAAUGCAGAGAAACUUUAUUUUGUGUUUAAGUCUACACGCUUUAAAAGGAAUUGUUCAUCCAAAAUAUGAUAUUUUUUCAUCCUCGUGUCAUUCCAGCACAAGUUGAGUUUUCCCCCAGAAGAAAUAAAGUUUUCUAAGACGAGAGUGAGUACAUGACAUGUUUAAGCUUAGGGUGAACUAUUUCUUUAACAUUUCAAACCUGUGUCUUGUGUAUCAUGUCAAUAUGAAUGUGUUUGUUUUCUUUGAAUUGUUAAGAGUUACGAAACUCUAGCAACCGUCAAUUGUGUUUAAUUUGAUUUCAGAUAUGUGCGUCGUUUUUAUUAACAAUCGAGUGAAUCAUGCAGGGCAUGUAUUGCUUUUGUCCACAGAUAUUAUCGAGUAUGUAGCUUGCUCACAAUAAAUGGAGUAUACAGA
Molecule: messenger RNA, 3913 nt
Organism: Triplophysa dalaica
Lineage: Eukaryota; Metazoa; Chordata; Actinopteri; Cypriniformes; Nemacheilidae
Gene: mmp15a
Product: matrix metallopeptidase 15a
Exons: 10
Coding region: 515-2467 (650 amino acids)
Biological process (GO): collagen catabolic process; proteolysis; extracellular matrix organization
Cellular component (GO): extracellular matrix
Molecular function (GO): metalloendopeptidase activity; zinc ion binding
Source: RefSeq, a predicted model, not a curated record